Molecule: messenger RNA, 1662 nt
Organism: Acaulospora colombiana
Lineage: Eukaryota; Fungi; Glomeromycota; Glomeromycetes; Diversisporales; Acaulosporaceae
Source: the annotation of a GenBank genome assembly
AUGGCAAAUACUCCUCACGGUGGUUUCCUCAAGGAUGCGCAUGCUCGGGAUGCUCACAAGUAUAAUGAAUUAUUAGAUGAAUCCAAGACAUUGCCAUCAAUAGUUUUAACAGACCGACAAUUAUGCGAUUUGGAGCUUAUCAUGAAUGGAGGGUUCUCACCUCUGGAAGGAUUUAUGAACCAAGGAGACUAUAAUCGCGUUGUAAAUGAACUUCGCCUAAAAAAUGGUUGCCUUUUCUCUAUGCCUAUAACUCUCGAUGUAUCCGAAUAUGACAUAAAAUCAUUAGGACUCGCACCCAACAAACGUGUAGUGUUAAGAGAUCUUCGUGAUGAUGCGCCAUUAGCCAUCCUAACAAUCGAUGAUAUUUAUCGUCCGAAUAAGGAAGAAGAAGCCAUAAAGGUCUUUGGCAGUAAUGAUGCCGCUCACCCUAGUAUAAAAUAUUUGCAAACCAAAGUCAAGGAGUAUUAUGUCGGGGGGAAUGUAGAGGCAAUUCAGAUGCCCUCGCAUUAUGAUUACAUCGCUCAUAGACUCACACCUUCUGAACUUCGUGCACACUUCAAGAAGCUUAACUGGAUUCGCGUCGUAGCAUUUCAAACUCGAAACCCUAUGCAUCGUGCACACCGAGAAUUAACGGUCCGCGCAGCACGAAUUCGCCAGGCUAACGUUCUCAUUCAUCCCGUGGUGGGUCUUACUAAGCCCGGAGAUAUUGAUCAUUACACGAGAGUCAGGGUUUAUCAAACAAUAAUGAAAAAGUACCCUAAUGGGAUGGCUACCUUGAGUUUGUUACCGUUAGCGAUGAGAAUGGGCGGUCCACGAGAAGCCCUCUGGCACGCAAUUAUUAGAAAGAACUUUGGUGCUACACAUUUCAUUAUCGGAAGAGAUCAUGCAGGUCCAGGAAAGAAUUCUCAAGGUGUUGAUUUCUAUGGGCCCUAUGAAGCUCAGGAAUUAGUAGCAAAGUACUGCGACGAACUACAAAUCGAAGUUGUUCCUUUCCAGAUGAUGACAUAUAUUCCCGACUCGGAUGAAUACAUGCCAGUUGAUGAAGUGCCAGAAGGCACUCAAACACUCAACAUUUCGGGCACGGAGUUACGACGUCGUCUUAGAAGUGGCGCACACAUUCCUGAAUGGUUUUCAUAUCCGGAAGUGGUGAGGGUACUUCGGAACACCCAUCCGCCGCGAUCAAAACAAGGAUUCACGUUAUUUUUAACGGGAUACUAUAACUCGGGAAAGGACUUAGUCGGAAGAGCGUUGCAAGUAGUAUUAAACGAACAAGGCGGGAGAUCUGUAAGUCUGUUGCUGGGCGAGAUCGUGCGUAAUGAACUUUCAUUCGAAUUAGGUUUUUCAAGAAAAGAUCGAGAUUCGAAUAUAGCCCGUCUAGCAUUUGUGUCCGGUGAACUUACAAAGGCAGGCGCAGCUGUCAUUGCUGCACCAAUUGCGCCAUUUGCUGAUGCUCGCGCACAUGCCCGAUCGCUUAUUGAAUCAUACGGCGGAUUUUAUUUAAUCCAUUUUAUGGCGGUGAUAGGAUUUACAGGAGUAGAUGAUCCUUAUGAGGUACCUACAGAUGCAGACAUCGUGGUAGACAUUAGCAAGCAAAGUAUUAGCGAGAUUUGCCAUCAAAUUAUGUUAUUACUCGAAAAGGAUGGAUAUAUUGGUGAAAGAUAG